Messenger RNA from Capronia coronata CBS 617.96, 1161 nucleotides. RefSeq lists its product as uncharacterized. Lineage: Eukaryota; Fungi; Ascomycota; Eurotiomycetes; Chaetothyriales; Herpotrichiellaceae. Bases 1 to 1161 code for a protein of 386 amino acids. The transcript has a single exon. The record is from RefSeq and is a predicted model, not a curated record. Gene Ontology annotation, molecular function: DNA-binding transcription activator activity, RNA polymerase II-specific; zinc ion binding. Gene Ontology annotation, biological process: regulation of transcription by RNA polymerase II.
AUGCUUACACCGUCAACCUUCAAGUGCAACGAGGUCCACCCCAUAUGUUCCAAUUGCGAACGGCGCCAGAUUUUCUGUGAUUUUUCUUUGUCGCCUGGUGCCAGCAAUUCUCCCGGCAGCCAUGCCGAUGCGCGACAGCUGUCCGGUCAGCCAGCAUCAGUCUCUGGCCGGACGCCCUCGCAGAAUGCUGUCGAUCCCUUCCAUCUGCCAGACCUGGUCAGUACCAAGAAAUCCACCGAUCUCGACAUCACCGAUUUGAAGUUGAUGCACCACUUCACGAGCGUGGUCGCAGUAGAUCUAGCGAAUGCCCACACUACCGAAGCGCUCGCGCUGUGGCAAGUCUACACUGUGAAGUUGGGAUUCAAGCAUCACUUUCUUCUCCGUGGCAUUCUGGCCGUGGCAGCUUUCCACCUGGCAUAUCUUCAUCCUGACAAGAGGGCCGACUAUGAGUUGAUCGGAUCCACUCAUCAGAGCAUUGCUCUCUCCGAGUUUCAGGAUACGCUUGCGCACGUGGACGAGAGUAAUUGCCAGGCCCUAUUCGCCUUCUCCUGUAUACUUAUCAUCCUCACAUUUGCUUCCAGCGCAAAGGACACGCCCAAGGACCUGACGACUGACGUGCUUCACUGGUUUUACCUUCUGCGAGGGGCGCACAUGGUGCUGAACUUGCAUUCCGAGAGCAUCCGGUGCAGCUUCCUGAAGCCAUUGUUGGACGAGAUGGGCCAUAUGGAGAAUACAGCAGCGUAUAUCUUCCCAGACACGGAUCAAAUCACCAAGCUCUUUCGAAUCUGCAGCUCUCCCGAGGACGACAAAGAAACCGCCCAGGCAUACGACUUGGCCAUUCAUUCGCUCCUCAGCACGUUUGUUCAAGCUUCGCUGCUCAGGCAACGAGGCGAUGCGACCGUCCUGGCAACAUUCGUGUGGCCGCUCAAUCUGGCGCCCAAGUUUCUCGACCUUUUGAGCGAGAAACAACCUGAGGCCAUGAUCAUUCUCGCCCAUUACUGCGUGCUCAUAUACUGGGCACAGUUCCAUGAACCAGACACGUGGUUCAUCAAUGGAUGGGCCCAAUACAUGCUCGAGACAGUCAAGGCGUCUCUGCCUGAAAGCUGGCAAGAACACCUGAGUUGGCCCCUUAAGAUCAUAGCGCAAACCAACGGAGGUUGA